AUGAGAAUUAGUUUGUUUUUACAUUAUAUUGUCAUAGUUACAAUUAACACAUUAGAUUUAACCGAAACAUGCAAUUCGGCUUACUAUUCAUUGACAAAAUGUCUUGACAAGCUCGAUCAUUAUGAAUGUCUUUGUCGACAAGGUCAUCUAUGGAAUGGAUAUUUAUGUGUUGCUGACGCAGUGGAUUCGCGACUUGUUUUCAACAGCAGUCAUACUCCUACUUAUAUUGAACUUGAUAGUAAACCAUUUCCGCGAAUAUCAGAACUAACGAUUUCGUUUUGGAUUCGUCUUUGGACGAAAACUGAUUCAUCGCAUCAUACAAUUCUUUAUUAUAAAACAGAUGAAUCCCUUCCAGUUCUACUUGUUUCGAUCAUCGAAAAUGCUCGUUUACAUGUCGAAAUCUUAAACCAUGUGUACGAUGUUUCAAUUUCGUUGAUUCCCAACGAAUGGCAACACAUUGCAAUUGCACAUCAUCUUUCUGGAAGUAAAGAGAUCAGUAUUCGUAUCAAUGGUUCGCCAGUCGUCACCUUAAUUUCAUCAAGAAUCCUUCCACAUGGACGACGAAAACAAACAACGAUUUCCAGUGGUGGCGAUUUCUUUGUUGGUCAAACUGCUCGUCCAAGAAACUUAACAAGAACGAGUACAGCUGGAGACAUCGAAUUCGAUCAUAAGCAAGCUUUUCGCGGCGAAAUAUCUUAUUUAAAUCUCUGGCAAAAGAUUCUAACAGAUUAUGAAUUGGAUCAGCUCGCAGGUGAUUGUCAUAGGCAAAAACAAGCUUGUGGAGAUGCAGUUAGCUGGAUGGACUUUGUCAAUGAUAUUAAAGGCGAGGUGAAAAUUCAUUGGCCAUCGGGAGUCUCUGAACUUUUUGAUAAUUGUCCGACACAGCGAUGGCUCCGUGAAUCAUGUGAUAAUUAUUGUCGCAAACUGGAUGGACCACAUUGUAAAAACGAAAGUCAAUUGAGUAUUACAUGGCCAAAAUCUGUAGCUGGACGAAAUGUUACUGAACCUUGUCCAGGAAAUGCUAAAAACGGAACAUUGCAUCGAACAUGUCAACGAAUCGAACAAAUUGCUCGUUGGACACAUGUUGAUUAUGACCAAUGCAUUCAUCCUCUGAUCAAGAAAAUCGAUCGAGAAUUAGAUAGUAUUACAUCGGACAAAGAAUAUAUACUUGCACUCCGUGAUCGAUCUGCCUAUCUUGCGGAAACCAUUUCUACAAAUUUAACCGCAACAGAAUUGUACAGUUCCAUUGAUUUAAUCUUACUUAUCGAACAAAUCGAACGAUUAACUAACAUUCUCAUCAGUCAUUUCGAUAGUUUAACUCAAUGGUACACUUCAUCGUACGAAUCGUAUUAUCUCGCUGAUGUCAAUGCCACGUUGUCAAUCCAUCAAUACCUUUUAGAAACAAUCUCGAACUUAAUCGACGAAAAAUAUCAAUCUUUUUGGAACGAAACACAUCCAUCCGGGAAUGAUUUUGUUCGUUUAUUAUCCUCAUUACAACGUUUAACUUCGACAGUAGCUCAAGUUCUAACUACUGAUAAUGAGCAAUUUCCUGGUAGUUCAUUACAUACAUCAACAGCAAAUAUCGAACAGUCGAUUGAAAUUGUCACUCGACAACAACUGAAUUCGUUCUCGUAUGAAAAUGUUCCAAUGAAUACAAAAGUUAGUUUUGCUCAUACAAGAAAACCAAUGCUUAACAAUCGAACACUACUCAUCUUUGAUGAGAAAACAAACGGUUCGACGUGGUAUUCAGUGAUAAUCACAACUUUCCGUAGUGCUCAUCUUUAUAUACCCAAUCUUCGUCUAGGUAGAAUUUCGAAGUAUGAUAAUUUAAACAGUCAUGUGAUUUCAAUCGAUGUCAAACUUCGCAAACCGAUUCAACAAUCAAACCGUCUUUCCACAUUGCUUCCCAUGGACCAUCACGUUCCUGUUUUAAUCACUACGGAUUACUUGAACCAUGAUAAUAUAUCGGAUAAUCAAUGUGUAUAUCUCGAUACAAUAGAUGCGUUUACCAAUGGAAAAUACAAAGCCACAUUGACUCAGCAAUGGAAAUGGCAAAGUUUAGCAUCGAUCUGUGAAAUGAUUCCAACAUCUCGGACUGAUCAAACUUCUUGUUCAUGUUUUAUAUCUAAUGGAACAUUUGCAGUAACAAGUGAUAUGUUCGAUCCCAAGUGGCGUGCACCUGAAUCUCGACUGUAUCUUUUUGGUCGAUUCUCGUACAUUGGCUCGUUCAUCCAUAUCUCCUUUGCCUUGAUGACAUUGAUCAUGUUAAAUUAUCUUCGAACUCAUUCAUCUGCUGCAUAUAUUCACAAACAUUACGCAUUCGUUCUGAUCUGCGCUCAAGUCAUUCUUAUUCUAGCUUUCAAUGGAAUACCAUUAUCAAAUUCGUAUCUCUGUCGGGCUGUGGCUUGCACCACACAUUUCUUCAUUUUAUCAUCUUAUUGUUGGCUAAUGAAUGAAGCAUUCAAUCUGUACAUACAAAUCACCUAUUCUACACAUCCAGCUGUAGCUGGCGCGAGCGCCACACUUUCCGAAGCAGCAUCCAAGUAUCGUUUUCUUGGAAUGGGUUACAUUUUACCAUUUUGUAUUGUGACGUUGCUGGCAUCGAUCAAAACUAAAACAUAUUUUAUGGCGACUAAAUUGGGCUUAUGCUUUAUUGAUCUUGACGAUUGGUUCAAGAUCUAUUUCAUCCCAAUAACAGGAAUCAUAUUUAUAACGAUCAUGGUGAUGAUCUUUUCUGCUAAACAACAUCACGAAAGUUCGUAUACAAAGAAUGAAAAAGCGAAUGAAGUGAUUGUAACAUAUACCGGAGGGAUAUGGUCACAGUUGUUUUUAAUUACAGUCAGCUGGUCUUUGGCAAUACUUCCUUAUUUUUAUGAUGAAAGCAUUCUUCAACUUUUACAUGGAUUUUUUAGUGGUUUACAAGGCGGUUUUCUCUUUCUUUCAUUUUUUCUUUUCAAUGACGAGAUUCGUCGUCACUAUCGUGAUCGGCGUCGUCAACUACGUCGAAUUCAAUUAAUGGAAAUUCCAUAUCGAAACUCGAUUUCGGAGUCCGAAGGACAACGCACAUCCAUUGUCGUACCUGCCGUUUCUUCUCAUUUAGCCGUAGGCAAAGUCGCUUCAUUGGCAACAGCUCCGUCUACGAAAGUCACAUCUGUUGCUUCAGUUGUGUCAAAUCUAUUGAACCGGAACCGUUCAUGUUCGACACGAAAUUCUAGCUAUGACGAAAUGAAAUGGACAUUAAGAAACCAAUCGUCCGAAGAAGUGAUUUCGAAUACUCAAGCGAUCAAUUUCGAAAUAAAAGCCUAUUCAUCGAAAUUUCGACGAGUUGUUUGUGUGUAUGAUUCACCUUCAGGUGUUCUUUUCUCUAUAGAAAGUAUAAAAGGCAACACGAAAACAUUUGUAGUAAAGGACAUGGCUGACGGGCACGAUUUAUUUCGUUCUUUAACUGAUGAAGACAAAGAAUUAUUCGAUUCAUACAAAGAAGCCAUCGGUAUUCAGAUUCAUGAAACAUUUCCUGAUAUACCUGCGAAUGUCGUUUUAAGACCAACGAGUAUACGUCAGCAAUUAGGUUGCGGUACAUUCUAUACGUAUAAGGUCAUUCUACCUGACAAUCAAACCCUUGAAAUCUCUUUUCAUUUGGGUGGAAAACGAGUGACUCCAUUAGUCGGCCCCCCGCACUUUCAAAUCACAAAAAUCAAUUGA
Molecule: messenger RNA, 3702 nt
Organism: Adineta ricciae
Lineage: Eukaryota; Metazoa; Rotifera; Eurotatoria; Adinetida; Adinetidae
Source: the annotation of a GenBank genome assembly